AUGGCCCCUCUUUUGCAGAGCAGAAGUGCUUGGCAAUGUCGCGCUUGCCCCAGAGCAUUGCAAGCGCCGCGGGCUGCGCUGCGAAGAAGUGCACCUCUUGGUCCUGACCUGCCGCAGAGGAUUUGGAGUGUUGGGUGGCCGGUGGUUCCGGCAACAUUGGCAGGCCUUUGUGGAGCACGUGCUCGGAAACUUGCCAAAUCCUGUCCUUCGCUUCCUUCCCCAACCAGGACAGUGAACCCUGGCACUGGGGAAUGGGUCAUUCCAGAGGACUUCCCAAAGCCCAAAGGCAUUGAGCAAACGGCAAACUAUGCUGAAGCCAAAGCGCUUUCAGACAAGCUCAAAGCUUUGGACGGCCAGGCCAAAGCAAAGACCAUCGUGGUGAUUGGUGGUGGUCUGUCUGGUUUAGCAUGUGGGAAAUACCUCUCUGAUUCUGGACACAAAGCUGUCGUUUUGGAAGCACGGGACGUCCUGGGUGGCAAGGUCUCUGCAUGGCAAGAUGAAGAUGGUGAUUGGAUAGAGACCGGCCUUCACAUUUUCUUUGGUGCUUAUCCCAACAUGAUGAAUCUCUUUGCCGAGCUUGGAAUUGAGGAUCGUCUUCAGUGGAAGCGGCAUCAGAUGACAUUCGCCAUGCAAGAGUUUCCUGGAGAAUUCACCACUUUUGAAUUCCCGGGUUGGCCAGCCCCGCUGAACAUGGCCGCAGCCAUUCUGUUGAAUCAGAAGAUGCUCUCCCCGUUAGAGAAACUGCAGACGGGUCCACCUUUGCUGCCCAUGCUCGUUGAAGGACAACGCUUUAUAGAUGCGCAAGACGAGUGUUCAGUCACGGACUUUUGUAAAAAGUACGGGAUGCCAGACCGAAUUAUCAAGGAAGUCUUCAUACCCAUGGCUAAAGCAUUAGACUUCAUUGAUCCAGACAAGCUGUCCAUGACCGUGGUGCUUACUGCCAUGAACCGCUUCAUCAACGAGACAGACGGGAGUCAAACAGCUUUCCUGGAUGGGAAUCAGCCAGACAGGCUUUGCAAGCCUAUCGUGGAACAUAUCCACCAGAGAGGUGGAAAGGUUCGACUUGGAGCGGUCAUAGAAGAGAUUGUUUUGAAUGAGGAUGCCUCCGUGAAGCAUCUCCGUUUGCGUGGAGGUGAGGUUUUGGAGGCUGAUGAAUACGUGUCAGCUCUGCCAGUGGAUGUUUUCAAAAGGCUUCUGCCGGCUCAAUGGUCCAGCAUGCCAUUCUUUCGCCAGCUCGACAAUCUGGAGGGUAUUCCUGUAAUCAAUAUCCACCUUUGGUUUGAUCGGAAACUCAAGAACAUCGAUGCCCUAUGCUUCAGUCGCAGUCCUCUCCUCUCUGUUUAUGCUGAUAUGAGCACUUGUUGCAAGGAGUACUAUGAUGAGGAGCGUUCAAUGCUGGAGCUUGUCUUUGCACCCUGUGCUGCUAUUGCUGGCAGCAGUGUGAAUUGGAUUGCAAAGAGCGACGACGAAAUUGUUGAGGCCACCAUGAAAGAACUGGAGCGGCUCUUCCCCACCGAGAUUGGUGAGAAGUUAGCUGACGGUGCACGUCUGCGGAAAUCUCGAGUGGUGAAGGUGCCUCGAAGCGUCUAUGCAGCAGUGCCUGGGCGCAACAACUUCCGUCCUUCCCAGGCUACACCCAUCAGGAACUUUACCUUGGCAGGGGACUGGACGAGUCAGAAAUUCCUGGGUAGCAUGGAAGGUGCCGUUCUUGCAGGCAAAUUGGCGGCGCAGGUGGUCUCAGAAAGGGCCCUAUCCAUCCCCAGUCAGGUGAAACGAGUGGCUGACUUCAUCAUAGAGCAGCCAAGCAAAGCACCUGAAGGUAUCCAUGGUUCCUCAGCUUUGGCCUUUGGUGGAGGAACUCAGAUGAAAGCUCAGGACUUUGAGGAGCUUCGACGACAGGACUGUGUGUCCUUGGAGUUCUCGAAGCUGGCAGGCUUGCAGUCCUUAAGAGCCAGCUCUUUCGUUAUGCCUCUGCCAGCCACUGAGACGAGAGGACGAGGCCAGGACACUGGUGGGGGCCGCGACCGCGAUCCACCACCAAGCUAUGAUGGGGAGAAUCUGGAAACCACAUUCCGGAGCUAUGAAAAGCAGGUGAGCCUUUGGCAGUUCGAGACGGAGGUGCCGAAGGCCAAGCGAGGUGUGAAGCUGCUUCGCCAAUUGAGUGGAGCGGCUGCCAAUGCCUUGGACGACAUAGAGGCCGCGGUGUACGGGGCUCCAAGGCCCAGCAAGGAGAGCUUUGCGGAGUACACGAAGCGCAUGGAGAGAACGCUGGACAAGGUCAUCCGAGAGAAGGUAAAGGGUAGCUACAUCCUGGAGGAGAGCUUUGUCACGGAGGAUCCGGCGGGUGGCACCUUCGACCAGGAGACGGCCCAACCGGCUGGGGCCUUUCCAGAGAAGAUCGUCGACGAGAGAUGUGGAGAGUUUUGCGAGAAGAGCGGCCAGAGGCUUGAACAGGAAGCGCGCCAGGUGGCUCUCCAACGUGGUUGCAAAGGCCAUCAUGAGCUACCUCGAGAAGAGUACGUGACCGCCUACGCCAUGGAGGAGCUGGAGGACGAAGAGAUUGAAGAGGAGGCCAGUGGAGAAGGACCUGGAGACUAUGAGCUCAGCGAGGAAGAGAAGAGGGCGGAGUUCAUUCGAUUCCUCCGGGCCGCCCGGGUGAGAGGAGAGGUGGCCCAAUGGGCCACCAAGCACUUUCGGCGGUGGUCAGCGAACGCCAAGAUCGAAGAAUUCCAUCGAGGGUCACACCGCACUGGCUACAAGGACAUCGCCCAAGAAGACUGGAAGAGGGCGACGAUCGAGCCCAAGAAAGGGCUGGUGGAGAGGGCGCGCUCAUUCUACAUCAAGGACAAGGGGGAGACGCUGAACUACCUGGCGGAGAAGAAGGGCCAAAAGAGAGUCACCAUUGAGGACAUCAUCCAGUUGAACGAGGCCGUGGCAGAGUUGAAGGAGAAGGCGUCCUUGAGCCUGCAGAUUCAGCCUCUGAAGAAAAUGAGGAUGAGCGUGGUGACAGAUGCGUCAUUUGCCAACAACGGCUUUCACUCCCAAGGUGGACAUCUGGUACUAGCGCAUGAGAGAGGCCUUCAAGAUGGACUUCAAGCCACGACCAACAUCGUGGCAUGGCGCAGCGGAAAGCUGCAGAGGGUAGUUAACUCUACCCUGGCGGCGGAAACCCAGAGCUUGUCACGCAGGCUCGCCGAGCUCAUGUGGGUGAUGGUUCUCGUCCAGGAGAUCCAGGACGGGAAGUUCAAUGUGAAGGCGUGGCGGCAGCGGGUGGAGGCCGAGCUCAUGGUGAUGAGUUCUGAGCUCACUGAGGGGGCCUUGAAAGAGUCUCUAGCCGUCCUCUACAUUGUUUGUCCAAAGACACUUUGGGCCGCCAAGACCGGAGGACCGCCAUAG
Messenger RNA from Durusdinium trenchii, 3396 nucleotides. The record is from the annotation of a GenBank genome assembly. Lineage: Eukaryota; Dinophyceae; Suessiales; Symbiodiniaceae.